Molecule: messenger RNA, 1266 nt
Organism: Chaetura pelagica (chimney swift)
Lineage: Eukaryota; Metazoa; Chordata; Aves; Apodiformes; Apodidae
Gene: CWF19L1
Product: CWF19-like 1, cell cycle control (S. pombe)
Exons: 11
Biological process (GO): mRNA splicing, via spliceosome
Cellular component (GO): post-mRNA release spliceosomal complex
Molecular function (GO): RNA lariat debranching enzyme activator activity
Source: RefSeq, a predicted model, not a curated record
AUGCUUUUGUGCGUUGGGAAUUUUUUUGGCCCUACAUCAGUGACAGAAUGGGCAGAGUAUUGCAGCGGGGCCAAGAGAGCUCCAAUUCCAACCUAUGUGCUUGGUGCUAACGACCAGGAGACUGUCAGCUGUUUCCCAGAUGUCAGUGGCUGUGAAUUAGCUGAGAACAUCACCUAUUUAGGCCGGCGAGGGCUCUACAGUGGCACCUCUGGGCUGCAGAUCGCGUACCUGAGUGGCACCGAGGCCCAGGGGGAGCCAGCUCCUGCCUACAGCUUCAGCUCAAAGGACGUGGCAGAACUGAAAACAUCCUUGUUGUCAACCCCCAAUUUCAGAGGCGUGGAUAUCUUGCUGACAUCCCCCUGGCCCAGAGGUGUGGGGACUUUUGCCAACACUGCAGGAGAAAUAGAUACCAAGAAAUGUGGCUCCAAGUUAAUAUCUGAUCUAGCUGCAAGUCUCAAGCCAAGGUACCACUUUGCUGCCCUGGAAAAGGCCUAUUAUGAAAGACUUCCCUACAGGAACCACACAGUGCUACAGGAGGCCCCACAGCAUGUGAGCAGGUUUAUUGCGCUUGCUGAUGUUGGCAAUACAAGUAAGAAAAAGUACCUCUACGCCUUCAGCAUUGUGCCCAUGAGCUCCAUGGACCCUGCAGAGCUGGUCAAACAGCCACAGGAUGUCACCGAAAAUCCCUAUCGAAAAUCCCAGAAGGAGGCACAGAAGACCAGAGCACCCCUGUGCUCAGAGGAAGAACCAGCUUGUCAGUUUUUCUUUGAUUUGAACAAGCAUCAGGGGAAGAAACGUCCCUCAGAUGGGAAAGAGAGAGGGAACUCCCAACCUAAACAAGUCAGAAAACCCCCACAGCCCACAGGGCCCUGCUGGUUCUGCCUCGCCAGCCCAGAGGUUGAGAAGCACUUGGUUGUUAGUAUUGGCACUCAUUGCUACCUCGCCUUGGCAAAAGGUGGCUUAUUGCCUGAUCACGUCUUGAUUUUGCCUAUCGGACACUAUCAGUCAGUGGUUGACUUGUCCUCAGAGGUGGUGGAAGAAGUGACCAAGUACAAAUCUGCCUUAAAGGAAUUUUUCAGAAGCAAGGGAAGAUACGUCCUAUUUGAAAGAAACUAUAGGAGUCAGCAUCUGCAGUUACAGGUGAUUCCUGUCCCGUUGGAGCACUGUACUUCCGAAGACAUUAAAGAGUCCUUUAUCACACAGGCACAGGAACAGCAUAUUGAAUUAUUAGAAAUCCCAGAGCACUCAGACAUCACGCAAGUAUGA